CAAAAAAGCCGGUAGCGUUGAAGGUCCACGGUCACUAUCACCUUAACCUGGUCAGUCAGUAACAACUUAAUAACAAAAUGUAUUACAAAUUAAGUGGCUUCACACAAAGACUGACGGGAGCAGCGUCAUCUAUCGCCCAUAGUCCUCAGGGCUUGAGGUCAAAUAUCCCUUCUGAGUCCCCCACCAUAAUCUUUGCUACCCCCACUAAAGUUGUAUCUCAGUCAAGUCCUGCGGUAGAGUAUAUGGGUGUCAACAAAGUUCCAGACCUCCAAAGGAUAUUUCAGGCAUCAGAUGAGAUUCCCGUCCAUUUGAAGCGAGGUGUUCCCGACAGACUUCUGUAUAGAACCACUAUGGCUUUGACAGUUGGAGGAGCUUUCUACUGCCUUGUUGCUCUUUAUAUUGCAGCACAACCCAAAAAUAAAUGAACUGUACCCAGCCUCUUACAUAGACUUACAUCAUCAGUUAGGAAAUGUUAAUAUUUGUGAUAUGUAAAUUAUGUAAAUUUUGCAAUGCCUCUCAGUCUGCCUCCGAAAUAUGAUCAUCAAACACUAGGCUUUACGAGAAGUCGUCAUUGUGCACGCUGUUACUGUAUCAGCUGCAUUAUGUAAACAGUCACAAAAUUUGUAUUUAUUAGAGUCAAAAAUCUUGAGCUGAAUAAACCCUUUACUGUUAGCACCAGUUAUACCUCAUAAGCACCGGCUGGUUCAAGACAGAUGUAUGCUGCAAUGACAGAUGAUGUGCAGUGCUGUUGUUAGCGCUGUAAAAUUGAAGGUGAGAUGUGACACUUUUCUGCAGUGUUGAUUGGUGAUUCAAUGUAAUGUGCUUGUUACGCAUGUGGUGCUUGUAACAGGGUUCCCAUGGAUCCUUGAAAGUUUGUGAAUCUGGGGGGCAUUCAAGGCCCUGGGAAGUUUUUUAAAAUAUAUAUACAUAGAUACAGGUCAUUGAAAGUGCUUGAAUCUAUUUUUGCAAGAAGUUGCACACAUUUAAAGCACACAUUCUAAACUGUUCGCAUUAAAUGCUUAUUAUAUCUUCUGUAUGUGAAUGUUGAUUCAUACCAAAAUGCUUUUUUGCAUAGUUGUGUUUGACAUGAAAACGUCUCGGGAUAUGUAUGUAACUGUUGUUCUCUGAGAAGGGAAUGAGACGCUGCGUCUACGUUGCCAUACUUCCUGCAUCCCUGUAACGCCAUAUUUGGCAAUAUUUCAGAUAGCAAUAUACUUCCUGGCACCCCCGUCACCCUGGUUUUGUCGUUAAGCCUCACCAUUGGUUGAAUUUGUUGUACACAUUUAGACGAACUUACCCCUAGAGGGGUCCCAGUGACGCAGCGCGAGUUCCCUUAAAAGGGAACUGUAACAAUGUAUCUUAAAAGGUAACACGAUGUAACCUUGCUCUUACUUGAAAUGUGUCCGCACAUUUAGUCCUUGAAUUUGAGGCUAUUGGACCUGGAAAGUCUUUGAAAGGUCCUUGAAUUUGAAGUUAACUAAGGUUUGGGAACCCUGUUGUACGUGUACCAUGGUAAAUCUUAAGAAUGGGAUAUAUGUAGGAUUGAAAAGUGGUUGAACACUUGUUAAUCGUUUGCAGAGCUGAAAUUGAGAGCAUUCCAGAAAUGUCAAGCAAUGUUGAAGACAGUCAAGGACAUGGGUAAUACGUAUGAUUUUAUGCAAAUGUAUGCCACUGUAUGUGAAAUCAUUAUAUAAUGUCAUAUCAUAGCAUGUCGUUUAACAGUCUUGGUUAUAUUUUGUGCAUAUAAUGACUCAUAAAGCUGCUGUGCAUUUUAAGUGUGCCCCGUCCCGAAAUUAUGUAUGUUUUUAAAGCAGAUGUUUGAAAUAUUUAAGUUCCUUUAUUUACACGUGUACAUUUUUGUAUUAAAACGAUACAGAAAACCAAAUUACACUGAAUUACAUUUGUCUUCAAUUUUUUUCCAUUUGUCAGAUACUUUUAUACAAAACAACUUAGUUUAUUUAAGCUAUUAAUAUCAGUGAUUACAUUUGUUUGAAAUUGUCCAUAUACAUACAAUACCUUGAGCUAUAGGAGCAUGUUUUUGUUACUGAAUGU
Paramisgurnus dabryanus is the source of this 2052-nucleotide messenger RNA. NCBI's taxonomy places the organism in Eukaryota, Metazoa, Chordata, Actinopteri, Cypriniformes, Cobitidae. The record is from RefSeq and is a predicted model, not a curated record.